AUGGCGUCCGGGGGAUCAUGGCUGAACCAAGAUUUCGGCGCGGACGACGAAGAGUCCGACAACGACUUCAACCCGGGGCUCGAGGGCGGUUCCGAUGCUGAGGACGACGGCGACCGAGACACGAAACCCAACACUGCAGCCAGGCGGGGCGACGAGCAAGAUGACGGCGAGGAUGCUGGCGCCCGCCGCCCUACGACCAAUAAGUCGGCAUCUCCUGCAAGGCGAGACACUCAGCCUGCGCUCGACAACGACGACGCGGAUGAAGACGGCGAUCAAGAUGACAACGGCGAAGAUGACGAAGGUGAAGGGGAAGACCUCAAUGGCGACGAUGAAGAAGAUGACGAAGAAGACGAAGAGGAUGAAGACGCAGUUGCCAGUCGACCUCGCAAGCGCCGGAGACGGGGCCUGAACCAGUUCUUCGAGGAAGAGGCUGAGGUUGACGAGGACGAUGACGAGUUGGAAGCUGAUGAGGACGACCUCGGGCCCGAUUUCAUCGAGCCUAAUCAUCCCGAUGAUGAUCUACCGCCCGAGGCCGACCAAGACGACGCGAGACACAGAGAACUCGACCGCCAACGGCAGAUUGAAACGUCAAUAGAUCUCGAGAAACAGGCCGCUGCUUACAAGGAGCGCUACGGACGACGGACGACUACCGCACUCAGUCAAGGGUCUUUCGUGCCACAGAACCUGCUCAUGCCUGAUGUUUCGGACCCGAGCAUCUGGGGUGUUCGAUGCAAGCAAGGUAAAGAGAAAGAGAUCGUCAGCAGGCUUCUAAAGAAAAUGCUUGAAGGCAAGGGUCGGAACGCGGUAAAGAUCUGUUCAGUCUUCCAGAGAGGUGAUGGCGAGGGUCCUAUGGCCGGCUAUAUCUUUGUCGAGGCUGUCAAGAAGAGCGAUGUCGAUGAUGCUCUGACCAAUGUCGCGGACGUCUACCCGCGGACCAAGAUGAACCUCGUGCCGAUCAAGGAGAUGCCCGAUUUGUUGAGGACCCGGAAGGACAAAGAGCUGGUACCUGGUGACUACGUUCGCAUCAAGCGUGGUCUCUAUGCCGGAGACUUGGCUGUCGUCGACACGGUUGAGACUAAUGGUCUCGAAGUGACUCUUCGACUAGUCCCGCGACUUGACUAUGGGCUGAACGACGACCCGGCCAGGGCCCCAUCUGCCGACGCGAAGCGGAAGCGACCAAAUGCGUUUGCACCAACUGGCACCCCGAAAGAGCGGCCUCCGCAGAGACUAUUCAACGAAGCAGAGGCCAGAAAGAGGCAUGAUCGGCUCCUGCAGUCGAACAACACCCUGACGAGGAAGUCUUAUACCUACAACAAGGAAACCUACGAAAACGGCUUCUUGAUAAAAAAUUUCAAGCUCCAACAUCUCACCACAGAGAACGUCAACCCAAAGCUGGAAGAGAUCACGAAGCUGACCGAGACCGGCGACGAUGGCACCGAGACUCUCGAUCUCGAAAAGUUAGCUCACAGCCUUAGAAGCGCUACGGCCGAGGGCAACUACAUGCCUGGUGACGAGGUUGAGGUGUACGAAGGUGAACAGCGAGGCAUCAUUGGCCGGACUGAAGCCGUCAACGGCAACAUCGUUUCGAUCCAGGUCACGGAGGGUGAGCUCGCUGGCCAGCUUGUUGAAGUGCCUGUCAAGGGUUUGCGGAAGCGCUUCCGGGAGGGUGACAACGUGAAAAUUAUCGGUGGGAGCAAAUACCGGGAUGAGGUCGGCAUGGUCCUUCGCAUCAAAGACGACAAAGUCACAGUGCUUACAAAUAACACCAACGAGGAAAUCACGGUUUUCAGCAAAGAUCUCCGAGAAGCUACGGACGCUGGUGGCGAUGCAGCAGGGAACAGCCAGUUCGACGUGCAAGAUCUCGUGCAGAUUGAUCCAACCACUGUCGGUAUCGUGAUCCGUGCCGACCGCGAAUCUGUACGUAUCCUGGAUCAGAAUGGUUCCAUCAUGACCCGUCUGCCCUCUCAAAUCCAGAAGGCCGAGACACGCAAGAAUGCUGUCGCGACAGACAAGAACGGCUCUGAGAUCCGUGUCGGUGACGUCGUGCGUGAAUCGACUGGAGAGAACAAAUCCGGCACCAUCCUCCAUCUCCACAGAGGCUACGUCUUUGCGCAUAACAAGCUAGGGAUUGAGAACUCUGGAAUCUGGGUCAACCGGUGCACAAAUGUAGUCACAACUGCCGCAAAGGGUGGGCGUAUCACCGCCCCCACGACAGACUUGUCCAAGAUGAAUCCUGCUCUUCUAGGCAGGCGCCCAGAGGCAGCUAUGGCCCCGCCGCAACGACCCGGGCGCGAUCCGCUCCAAGGAAAGCUUGUUCACAUAAGCAAGGGAACAUACAAAGGUCACCGUGCCAUCGUCAAGGAUACCACAGCCGGAGAGGCGAGACUGGAACUGCAGACGAAGAACAAGACCAUUAACCUUAGCAAGUUUGACCUCUCUAUUAUUGAUCCCAACACGCAGAACCGUACAAGAUACGAGGAUUGGAUCAAGCAGCGUGGUGGUCCCAUGUCGAUGAGGGCCGGCCCAGGCCUAGGUUCGUCUCGCGUGCCGGACGGAGGGGUCUUUGGUGGAAGGACGCCCAUGCAUGCAAUGGACGGGAUGCGGACUCCAGCUUGGGGUGCAUCAUCACGGACACCUGCUUGGGGCGGUCCUAGCACCGGGGGUGGUCUCGACUCCGGCCGAACGCCGUCAUGGAAAGGUCCUUCUGGCUCACAGACGUCUUACGGUGGCGGUGGAAUGACAUCCUACGGCGGCGCAGGCAAUUACUCCACCAACAGCGGUUCUCGCACACCAGCAUGGAGCGCAAAGACUCCCUACGGCGCCGGCGACUACGGGUCUUCUGGCAACUCUGGCUUUGACGGCUUUGGCGGUUCACGCACACCAGCAUACAAUCCCUCCUCAUCACGGACACCCGCUUGGGGCGGACCAGGAAGCAACUCGACGGCAUCAGCACCCACGCCUGCAGCCCGACCCUACGACGCGCCCACCCCAGGCAUGUCCGCACCCACGCCCGCCGCCUCAGGUAACCGCUACGACGACGAAGCAUACACACCCUAUCUAUCCGCACCUACUCCCGGUGCUGGUCCGCAAGAUGCGCCCACGCCCGCACCACCCAGCUUUGCCAAGGCGGCCAACAGUGUUCCGCUGAAGAACAAUCGUCUUGCGGUAUACGAUGCGCCGACACCUGCCGCGAACGCACCGACACCAUAUGCCACGGGGGCUUUCGACGCGCCAACUCCGGCGGCGGGAGGGCCGAGAUAUGUGGACGACGACGAGGAUGACGAGUGA
Molecule: messenger RNA, 3288 nt
Organism: Cladophialophora yegresii CBS 114405
Lineage: Eukaryota; Fungi; Ascomycota; Eurotiomycetes; Chaetothyriales; Herpotrichiellaceae
Exons: 2
Coding region: 1-3288 (1095 amino acids)
Biological process (GO): transcription elongation-coupled chromatin remodeling; regulation of transcription by RNA polymerase II; regulation of DNA-templated transcription elongation
Cellular component (GO): DSIF complex
Molecular function (GO): mRNA binding; protein binding
Source: RefSeq, a predicted model, not a curated record